Messenger RNA from Amaranthus tricolor (Joseph's coat), 1896 nucleotides. RefSeq lists its product as uncharacterized. Gene Ontology annotation, cellular component: membrane. The transcript has 9 exons. Lineage: Eukaryota; Viridiplantae; Streptophyta; Magnoliopsida; Caryophyllales; Amaranthaceae. The record is from RefSeq and is a predicted model, not a curated record. The coding region runs from base 394 to 1386 and encodes 330 amino acids.
AAAAAUAAUACUUAAGUCUCUGAGCAGAGAAAAAAUUGCACAAUGUUACUUGAACCUUUUAGAUGCUCCUAGGCGCCAUGGUCCUGUACAGUUUUGGUUUGUAGUGUGUAUCUUCGCUUUUACUUUGGUAUCAUUUUUUUGUUUCUUUGUAGACGAAUCAAAUUUUAAUUUGGCUUAGAUGCCAAUUUUGCAGUCGUUUUUUGGAGUAGUUAUUCAUGAUUUCCAUUUUUACUAGUAGAAGCAUUUUUUUUCCUACCCAUCUAGAACCCCAACUCACCCAAUUUCUAUCAUUCGAUCACUGCGAUUCUCUCCUUAAAAUCCAAUCUUUUGCUUUCAUUCAUUGAUCAAGAAUCAAGCAGCAAGCAGGCUCCUUUGAAAAAUAUUAAGCAAAUCAUGGAUCCUGAUACAACAAACCCAAGUUAUUGGUUGAACUGGAGGUUUUUAAUAUGUGCAUUAUACGUCUUGACCACCAUGGUGCUUGCUGGUGUGCUUAUAUGGAAAUACGAAGGCAGAAAGAAAUUGGAUGAUGAGAGGAGAGAAGACGGAAUAAUGCCAGUUGGAGCCUUACACAAGGAUGAUGUCUGGAAAACAUGUCUUAGAAGCAUUCAUCCUUCCAUCUUGCUUGCUUUUAGGAUCUUUGCGUUUGUUCUGCUAAUGGCAUUGAUCACUGGUAACGCUGUUGUCAAAGGACCUGGCGUCUUUUUCUUCUAUACCCAGUGGACUUUUACACUGACUACCAUAUACUUUGGGCUGGCAUCCGCAUUCUCUAUUUUUGGGUGUUGGUCUAAUCGUAAUGGAGCUUGUAUCUCGAAGAUGGCCUCCCAAAAUAUUGAUGCAGAGACUGUAUCUCUUUCUGCUCAAAAGCUUGGAGGUAGUGCAAACACAUCUUGGUUAGAAAACUUGAUUAAUCAUGAAGAAGUUCAGUAUCACCAAAUUGCAGGUUUUAUGGGUUAUCUUCUUCAAAUUAUUUACCAGGUAACUGCAGGUGCUGUGCUGCUCACAGAUGUCGUAUUUUGGCUAGUCAUUUAUCCAUUUCUGACUGCCAAAGAUUAUAGACUUGCUUUUUUUGAUAUUAGCAUGCAUUCCGUAAAUGUUCUCAUUCUUGGUGAUGCAAUCUUGAAUUGCAUGAGGUUUCCUAUGUUCCGGAUUGCAUAUUUUAUCAUAUGGACUGGAGUAUUUGUUAUUUGCCAAUGGAUUAUUCAUGCCUGUGUUUCAAUGAGAUGGCCAUACCCAUUCAUGGAUUUAUCACCUCCAUAUGCUCCAAUUUGGUACGUGGUAGUGGGCUUGUUACACAUCCCAUGCUAUGGAGUCUUCGCGCUAAUAGUAAAGUUGAAACACAUGUGGCUUUCAAGAUCAUUUCCGGAUUCUUAUCAGGGUAUCAGAUGAUCGGUGAUGGAUAUCUGGGUUCUGUACAAGAACGUAUGCCAAUCUAUUUUGGUCGAGACUCCAGAGUAUCAUCAUUCUUAGACCACACAUUCUUCCCUAAUCCGCCUGUGAGCUUGAGAUGAAUAAUUUGAGUUCAUCAUCUUCCUCAGGUUUAUAUACACGAUUAGUUCAUUGUUAUACACAUUAUCAUCAUCAAAUUUUAAUAAACUUCAUGAAAUUUGAAAUUAAGAUGGAGUACAUUAUGUUAUCUUGAAACUGUUUAUAAAUAUCUUUUACAAACUUUGCUAGCAGAUUAUAAUUAAUACUUAAUCUCGGUUAAACUACUACAUUUAACCCUAUAAGCACUUAAUUAUUCGGAUUGAGGCAAAUUCUUAGAGAUUUAGGCGUAUUAUUUUAAUUUUUUUAGUUUAUGUAUACUUUCAUCUCAUUCACUUUGAUGCUAUAUUUUUUUUGUUGUUUGACUGAUUUAGCUACAAUUCAGUUUUUAUUUAUGUUCUUAUUUUUUUUUCU